This is a messenger RNA of Cadophora gregata, 3154 nucleotides long. RefSeq lists its product as uncharacterized. NCBI's taxonomy places the organism in Eukaryota, Fungi, Ascomycota, Leotiomycetes, Helotiales, Ploettnerulaceae. Gene Ontology annotation, biological process: rRNA processing. The transcript is spliced from 2 exons. Gene Ontology annotation, cellular component: nucleolus; small-subunit processome. The record is from RefSeq and is a predicted model, not a curated record. Bases 25 to 2913 code for a protein of 962 amino acids.
CACAACAAUUCGGAUUACGCAGAUAUGGCAGGACGACAAUCGCAUGGCCGAGCGCCGGACAAGAAGCCUAAGGCGAAGAAUAAUUCCAAAAAGCGAUCUCUCGACGCCUUUGCGAUUGCCUCGCACGAAAAUCCGGAUAGAGUGAAGGUCCGCCAAAGUCGACUGGGUGCGCAGGAGGGUGGUAGCUCACGACCGAACAAGAAUAAAAGGCGGCGAGAUGACGACGAUGAAGAUGACGAGGAGGAAGAAGAGGAACUGAGUACGAAAAAGCAGAAAGUCAAGAAGGGGAGAUUUGACGAACUGGAUGUGGACGAGGGAAGCGACAGCGAAGGGAAUGAGUGGAAGAUGGGACAGGUGGACAGUGAUGAUGAUAGUGACCUAGACAGUGACGAGGCUUUCGGCGAAAGUGAUGAGGAGAGAUUUGAAGGAUAUGCUUUUAGUGGAGGACAAGACAAGCAGAGGAAGAAGAAAACGAGGAGAGGCCGAGAUGUGAACCUGGACGAGGAGGAAGAAGAGGAUUCCGAUUCUGAACUCGAAGAAGGAGAUCUUGGAGACGAUGCAGUGGACAUGGCGACUUAUCUGGACAUGGUCGAUGCUGAAGAAGCUGAGGAGCGGGAAGCUGCAAAAGGCAAAGGCCAGAGCCGUCAAAAGGAUACCGAUGAAGAUAUGUUUGGGUCAGAAUCUGAGGACGACACCGAGGAGAGUGACGAAGAUCAAUCCUCGGAAUCCUCAAGCGAUGAGGACGAUGAUGCCCUGAACCCCGAGAAGAUUGCUGCGCUGGAUCAAAUGAUCGAGAGCAUUCCGCAAGAUGGCGAAUACAAAGAGGCUGCUGCGAAGCGGAGGAACGACUACAAUAUAACUUCAAAUGCAAUUUCUAUGUCCGGACUUCCUUCGAGUAAAAAGAAGGUUUCGCAAGAUUUGGUCAUGGCAGAUCCAAGUGUCAAGGAGUCUAAGACAUCCAAGAAGAAACUUGCUCCUUCAAAGGUCCCUCUAGAGAGGCGCCAACAAGACAGACUUGACCGAAGUGCUGCAUAUGAGAAAAGUAAGGAGACUUUGGAUAGAUGGACAGAUACAGUUAAGCAUAAUCGUCGGGCCGAUCAUCUUAUGUUUCCUCUACAAGACAACGAGAUUGCAUCCGCACAUGCAAACAAAUCUCUUAUGCCUGCCAAUCUUUCCAAGCCUUUCAACGAAUUGGAGGCCACAAUCCAAAGCAUUCUCGAAGAGAGUGGUCUCGCCACAGCUGACGGAAAGGAUGAUGAGGACAAAAUCCGCGAAUUCGAAGAGCUCGAAACGAAGAAGAUGUCCCUCGAGGAGGUAAAAGAACGAAGAGAUCAGCUACGUAUGGCUCGGGAGCUUAUGUUCCGCGAGGAAGCCAAGUCGAAGCGAAUCAAGAAGAUCAAAAGCAAGUCUUACCGCAAAGUUCACCGCAAGCAGCGAGAAAAACAGGAUCGUUUAGAAAAGGAAGCUCUACUAGAAGGCGGCUUUGAGCCAUCCGAGGAUGAAAUGGAAAAGCAGGAUCGAAGACGUGCUGAGGAGCGUAUGGGUGCCAAGCACCGAGAGAGCAAAUGGGCAAAAGCUAUGAAGGGCACUGGUCGAGCUGCUUGGGAUGAAGAUGCGAGGUCGGGUAUGACCGAGAUGGCUCGUAGAGAGGAGGAGCUCAGAAAACGAGUCGAGGGAAGAGCCGUGAGGAAAGAAUUUGAGAAUGACUCUGACGAAUCUUUGAGCGACUCCGACGAUGAUUCCAACGAAGACGAUGACUCCGGUACACGAAAGCGUCUUCUGCAGAAUUUGAAAGGUUUAGGAGACUCAGACUUGAUGGAUGAUUCCCUACCUGGAGCAAGAUUAGCGAACAUGGAUUUCAUGCGCAAAGCAGAUGCAGCUCGGCGGAAACAAAAUGAUGCUGCAGCCGAGGAACUUCGAAGAGAACUCGCUGGUGAGGAGACUCCAAGCGAGGAGGAAGUUGGCGAUAUAGGCCGAAGAACCUUUGGGCCUGGGAGCCACGCAACAUCAGAAAAAAAGGCCGCCAAAUUGGAUGAGUUUGAGGAACGAUUAGAAUCAGAUGAUGAGGCUGUAUCCCAGGGCCAAGUUCAAGGAACAGAGAAUUCUCAAACCAAGACCUCCUCUUCAGCUUCCAAGCCCUCGACUCGGCCUUUAUCUAAGUCUAUCUUGAAAAGCAAGCCGGAACCACAGACAGAAGGCGGAGCCUGGUCGAAGAUUACGUCUAAAUCCUCGGUAGUCAGCGAAGCAGAAGCCAAACGCCGGCGUCAUAAGAAGAAUGAUGCAAUUGAUGUCGAGGAGCUUGACCUCAGCCAAGCAGCGCUUAUUGCCAGCAAGCCCAAGUCCGCAAAGAAUUCCAAAAAGAGUAAGAAGUCCACAGUUCUCAACGAUGCGCUUUCUGAUUCAAACUCCAAUUCGGAGAAUGAGGACGACAGUAGCCCAUAUCUGCCAUUUGCACUUCGUGAUCAAGAUCUGAUCAAAAGAGCUUUUGCCGGUGCAGAUGUUGUGGGUGAGUUUGAGGCUGAGAAGAAGCAGACGAUUGAAGAUGAAGAAGACAAAGUCGUUGAUAACACUCUACCUGGAUGGGGAAGCUGGGUUGGCGAAGGUGUAAGUAAGAAAGAGAAUGCCAAGAACAAGGGGAGGUUCUUAACCAAGGUCGAUGGCAUCAAGGCGGAUAAGAGAAAGGAUGCGAAAUUGGACAAGGUGAUCAUUAAUGAGAAGCGGGUCAAAAAGAACUCCAAAUACCUCGCCACGACACUGCCGCAUACUUUUGAAACACAGCAACAGUACGAACGAGCGCUCAGACUCCCGAUCGGACCUCAAUGGUCCACGAAGGAGACGUUCCAGGAUGCCACCAAACCGAGGGUUCUAGUUAAGCAAGGCAUCAUUGCACCAAUGUCCAAGCCUCUAUUCUAGAUUUGGAGAUGUAGUAGGGAGGUGGGUCUAUCUUGGCUUGACUGGAGUGAAUUAGGGCCGUUUAAUGUACCUUUGGAUCCCAUCGUCGCCAGUGUAGCUAUGUGGCCGAAAAAGAAUGCAGAUUACAGAUCUGGCCAACGAAUAAUUGAUAGAACCUUACUCCUUGACAUAUACAAUAAUAUAUACGCGUAGUCAAAUGCAAAAUUAUUUGGUGUCUGCUCACGCAGAACAAGUGUACAGC